CGCCAUUACGAACCAUCCUCUCUCCAGAUCCGCAACAACACCAAAACACCUCUACCGCUGUCGCUCGAGUCCGCUCUGCACUUCCGAUCGCUCGCUCUCCUGCGUUUUUCCUUUCCGACUCUAUUGUAUUGAAUAUUAUACCCCGUCAAAAUGUCCGAGGCUCCAUAUGAUCCCUACGUUCCCAAGGGCGGCGCCGACCCGCAAGCCGGUGGCCAGUCGCGCACACAGGCUCUCCAAGGUGAAAUCGACGCCACUGUCCAAGUGAUGCGAAAGAACAUCGAGAACGUGGCUCAGCGAGGUGACCGCCUGGAUGUUCUGCAAGAUAAGACGGAUAACCUGGCAGAAUCCGCGCAGGGUUUCCGUCGCGGCGCCAACAGAGUCCGCAAGCAGAUGUGGUGGAAGGACAUGAAGAUGCGAGUCUGUAUCGUUGUUGGAAUCGUUCUUCUCCUAGUUGUUAUUAUUGUUCCUUCUGUUGUUGCGACACACCACUGAUGCCCUACUUUCUUUUGUUGGAGUACCUUGUUUUGUAACGUCGAUGAUGAAUACCAGACGUCGUUCUCUGAAGCUUUGAAAGACUGAGCUCGAGAUCAAAUGAAAGGAUUACGAAUUAUUAUUGGAUGUUGGUUCUGUAAAUGAUGGAGUUCGUUGAAGACACGCCCCAGACUAUUUUCAAAGGGAGAUGUUGUCCUGAGGACUCUCAGGCUGGAUUAUGUGUAUGACUUUGCAGGCUAGGCGUUCAUUCCGACCAAUUGAGAUAAUGCGUGCUCUCUCUGGGUCUGGAGGAAUUAUAAUGGGCUGAUGUCUGGCCAUGUUUUUAU
Molecule: messenger RNA, 818 nt
Organism: Trichoderma atroviride IMI 206040
Lineage: Eukaryota; Fungi; Ascomycota; Sordariomycetes; Hypocreales; Hypocreaceae
Biological process (GO): vesicle fusion; vesicle-mediated transport
Cellular component (GO): SNARE complex; plasma membrane
Molecular function (GO): SNAP receptor activity; syntaxin binding
Source: RefSeq, a predicted model, not a curated record